UGGGUUUAGGGGCAAAAUGGUAAAAAAAAUCGCUUUUGCUCCUCCAUUCGUUAAAGGAUAUCAUAUAGAAAAUGAUAAUAAAUUCAUAUUUCAUAAUAGUCAGCAUGAAGAUAUUAAAGAAUUGAUGUGUGUAAAUAAUAUCGAUAUAAAUUAUAAAAAAAUAAAAAGAGGUUCAACGGAAGUAUCUGGUAUAAUGUUAUAUAAGAAACCUUUAGAUUUAACUAAACAGACAAUAUUAUAUUCACAUGGAAAUACUACAGAUAUUGGUUAUAUGACACCAUUUUUAUUAAAUUUAGUUAGUUGUAACAAUGUUAAUGCGUUUUCAUAUGAUUAUAGUGGUUAUGGAUUAAGCAAUAAAGAUCCUAGUGAAAAGAAUUGUUAUAAAAGUAUUAAGAUGUCAUAUGAUUAUUUAACUAAAGAUUUAAAUAUAAAACCAGAAAAUAUUAUUGUAUAUGGACAUAGUUUAGGUUCAGCUACUAGUUGUUAUUUAAUUAAUUUAAAAAAAAUAAAAGUAGGUGGUUGUAUAUUACAAUCACCUUUAUUUAGUGGUUUAAGAUUAUUACUACCUUUAGACUAUAAAAAAGAAAUGCCAUGGUUUGAUGUCUUUCAAAAUGAUAAACGAUUAAAAAAUAUUCCUGUGAUUCCUUUAUUUAUUAUGCAUGGUAAAAAUGAUACAGUUAUUCCUUAUCAACAUUCUGAAUAUUUAUUAAAAAUUGUAAAAAAAAAUUUUGCAAAAAAAGUACAGAAAAAAAAAUCACAAUAUUUAAGAAAUAAAGAUAUCAAUCAUUUAGAUACAAAUGAUUCAGUACUUAGAUUCUGGGGGGUUGAUAAUGCUGACCAUAAUGAUAUAGGUGAAAAAAAUCCGGAGCUCUUUCAUCAUAAAUUAGGUGAGUUCUUAUCAUAUUGUUGUAAAUUUAAUAUGAACGAAUAA
This is a messenger RNA of Plasmodium gaboni, 931 nucleotides long. Its product is annotated as putative alpha/beta hydrolase fold domain containing protein. The transcript has a single exon. The annotation marks the transcript as partial. The record is from RefSeq and is a predicted model, not a curated record. Lineage: Eukaryota; Apicomplexa; Aconoidasida; Haemosporida; Plasmodiidae.